Messenger RNA from Patiria miniata (bat star), 2399 nucleotides. Its product is annotated as zinc finger protein 16-like. The coding region runs from base 110 to 1756 and encodes 548 amino acids. Gene Ontology annotation, biological process: regulation of transcription by RNA polymerase II. NCBI's taxonomy places the organism in Eukaryota, Metazoa, Echinodermata, Asteroidea, Valvatida, Asterinidae. Gene Ontology annotation, molecular function: RNA polymerase II cis-regulatory region sequence-specific DNA binding; DNA-binding transcription factor activity, RNA polymerase II-specific. The record is from RefSeq and is a predicted model, not a curated record. The transcript has 8 exons.
ACAAGACGUCGAUCGAACAACUUCAUCUGCAUUCGGCUUAUGUUUUAUUCCUCCGGGCUCCAUGAUUACAGCAGCCAUCAUGAGAUCCUUAACUUGACUUAGAGAGAUCAUGCAAAUGGAAGUGUCUUCUAAUCAGCGGAGGCCAGCAGAGAGGGAAGCUGACAAACAACCGCAGUGCCCCAAGGAAGAAAUUGACGUUCAAGUGAAAGAAGAGGUAUUCCCCAAUCUUAGCGACAAGAUACAGGCUUUCCUCCCACCAUGCCCACAGGUGAUGGAACGAUGGGGAACUCUGAGGGACCAAAUGCUGGAUACCGCUGAUCUUCAAAAGUAUGCUGCCAAGAUUGUGGGUGUUGAUUCUUGGAGCUCGGAUGAAGCCUUUGCAAGUUAUCUUUUGGACUGCCUUGAGGAAGACUUGGCUCACGGUGACGAGAUUAUACCAGAUGAAGAUGAGGAAACAAAAGCCGAAAGCUUGGAAGUUCAGUUGCUGUUCCCCCACCUAGGAGCCAAGUGGGAGAGAUUACGGGAUCGUUUGCUGAGCAUCCCGUACGUCAACCGCUACGCCAUCCAGCAUCCAGGCUGGAGCGGUGAUCAGCUCGUAAGCUGCUGCCUGCUGGAUCGCUUAGAAGAACAGCUGGAAAAUACGAAGCAAGAGGAAGAAGAAGAGAGGCAGCUUCAAGAACAAAUGCAGCAAGAUGCGAAUGAUAACAGGCAGGUCGAUGGGGAUGUAGAUGAAGCUGAAGAAAUUCUAAAUGAUGACGUCGAUGAUGAUGCCGCUGUUAAUGACCCUGCCGAUGAUGACGACGUGGAUGAUGGGGAUGAUGGCCACGAUGAUGAUAAGAAUGAGGUUGAGGAAGACAGUGAAGAGGACGACAUUGCAAUGACUGACGACCCAAAUGAUCUAGACUAUUGUCCAACUGCUGUCCCCAAACGCAAAGCUAAAGCAGCUACUACUACUUUGACCUCCGAUACAAGUAUUUCAGCGGAGAAUCCAGAACCCAAACAAGAAGCUGGGAAAAAGAUUCAUUCACAACCAAAUGUCAGGGUCUACAUAUGCAAUAUCUGCAAUUGGCACGCAGAUUCCAAAACAACAGCAAAACAGCAUUAUAAAGAGGUUCACUGGGACCCUGGGACGGGACCAAAUGGCAAAAAAAAAAACCUCCCAACCGCAGCUAAAGAGGUUGCCACCAUGUACUGGCACUGUUUGGAAUGCGAAGCCAACGUGGAGGACUUGAGGGAACACAAACGGGAAUGCCCGGGCGUCACGUGCGAAGUGUGCGGCAAAACGUGCCUCAAGCGGAGCAUCCUGCGUGCUCACACAAAGAAACGACACACGCUGAAUCGAUCAGAACUGAAGAACCAGCUGUGCCAUCUCUGCGGGAGAUUGUUCUACAGCCGCACAGAUCUGAACCUCCAUAUCCAAGGACAUCUAGGGGUUAAGAAAUACAUAUGCCAGGAGUGCGGAAAAGCCUUCAGCAUGCCAAUAAAUCUGAGUCGGCACAAAGUGAUCCACAUGAAGGAAAAACCGUUUGAGUGUUCCUACUGCGGACAGCGCUUCAGCCAGAAGUACAACAUGAAGAAACACACGCGGUUACACACUGGGCUGAAACCCUACGAGUGCGAGCUUUGCAGCGAGGCGUUCAAUCACAACGUCAGCCUCAAGAACCACAAGAAAAAGGCUCAUGGGAUUGAUUGGUGGCAGAAACAUAAACUGCCGGCGGAUCAUCCCUUCUCCAAACAUGUGGCACGAAACAAAUAACAGCCCCCUCUGUUGUCAAUUUCUGACUUGGCACUUGCAGAGUGCAAUAUUUGCCGAAUAUAUCUUGCCUUACCUAAAACUUUGAAAUUUACCAACAGGUGUCCUAUAUUUGAUGCCAAAAUAAGUAGUUACAAUUUCAUAGUUUUCUGAAGAAUUCCAAAGUUGUAAAGAUGGACUUUUGAAAAUUGAGUUUGAAUCACACAGCCUGUCUAACCUUGCUGUGUUUUGCCAAUGCCUUGCCGGAAAAAAUACCCAACAAAACCUCAAAAAUGAAUCGGAAUUAAAAAAACUACUCUACAAUCAGAAUCCAAAGGGGUCUUUUGCAGUGGGCUUAGUACUCCCUUUUCAAAUAAUGAAAUUGCUUUAAAAAGUUGUGGUUCACUUGAAAAAAAAUAAGAAAUUGUUUUCAAAAGUUUUGGUUCGUUUGAAAAUUCAAGAAAUUGCUUUGAAAAGUUGUGGUUCACUUGAAAAAAAAUAAAGAAAUUGCUUUGAAAAGUUUUGGUUCAUUUGAAAAUUCAAGAAAUUGUUCGGAAAAGUUGUGGUUCAUUUAAAAAAAAGUAAACAAAUUGUCUAGAAAAGUUAUGGUUCAUUUGAGAAAAAUCAAGCAAUUGUUUCGAAAAGUUGUGGUUCAUUUGAAAAUAUA